Cryptomeria japonica (Japanese cedar) is the source of this 3096-nucleotide messenger RNA. Its product is annotated as beta-amylase 2, chloroplastic. Gene Ontology annotation, molecular function: beta-amylase activity. The coding region runs from base 215 to 2194 and encodes 659 amino acids. The transcript has 10 exons. The record is from RefSeq and is a predicted model, not a curated record. Gene Ontology annotation, biological process: polysaccharide catabolic process. Lineage: Eukaryota; Viridiplantae; Streptophyta; Pinopsida; Cupressales; Cupressaceae.
GGUCAACGGGCUGGGCGCCUCACGGGCCACAGCCGGGUCGGCCGGGGCAGGCUGCCGCCGUCCUGUCGCAGUCUGAUGUGACACCGCUUGCCUCCACUGAGCUAUCCCACUAAAAAAAUAUUUGGGUCAUACGCAGACAUGGACUGUGAAUUGGGGUCACGAUGAUCACAAAUAGAGAGCAGUGAAGCACGAUGGUGGCGGCGUGGCCAUUGAGAUGGCAGAGAGGAGUGUCCACAUGAAGGCCGUGAAGCACGACUGUGAUGAAGACUGUGAUGAAGAGGGAGAGGGGGAGGGAGCAGAGGAGCAGCGGCAGGGGCAGGGGCAGGGGCACCAUGUGACUGCCAAGAGGCGAAUUCGGGAGAGGGAGAAAGAGAGAGAGCGCACCAAGCUCAGGGAGAGGCAGCGCCGGGCCAUCACUUCGCGGAUUCUCUCCGGCCUACGCCAGUACGGGAAUUACAGUCUGCCUGUACGAGCGGACAUUAAUGACGUCAUCGCCGCCUUGGCCAGGGAGGCCGGCUGGACUGUCGACCCUGAUGGAACGACUUACCGGCCUCUUUCUCUUUCCCAUAUACCUUAUCCUCCAAAAGUGGCAGCUUUGUCAUCUACAUCUCUUGUUGGAUCUCCCGUGUCAUCUGGUUCACUGAGGAGUACUUUGGUAAAAAAUUCAAUAGAUUUCCGACCUUCUGCUCUCAGGCUCAAGGAAAGCUUCACAGUCAAAUCACCAGUUUUAGCUAUGUACGGAGAGAAAGGUCAAAAGAAAGAGAAAACAAUCAAUAUGAGCAUUGAAGACUCACUGGAGCUUAUGGAGGACGAACAGGUGCAAGAAUUUCUUCCAAAGGAGCCAGAAAGGGAUUUUGCAGGAACGCCAUUUGUUCCCGUUUAUGUGAUGCUCCCUCUGGGAAUAAUCAACGAUCGUUGCCAGUUGGUUGAUCCAGAAGGUUUGCGGAAAGAUUUGAGAACAUUGAAAUCUAUAAAUGUAGAUGGUAUAAUGGUCAACUGUUGGUGGGGUAUUGUCGAAGGACGGACUCCACAGAAGUAUGUUUGGUCAGGCUACAGAGAACUUUUCGAUAUCGUACAAGAAGCAAAGCUUAAACUGCAGGUAUCCAUGUCAUUUCAUGAAUGUGGAGGAGGAAAUGUUGGGGAUGAAGUGCACAUUCCACUACCCAGAUGGGUACUGGAGAUUGGUAGGGAAAAUGCAGACAUCUUUUUUACUGAUCGUGAAGGGAGGCGUAAUACAGAGUGCCUGACUUGGGGUAUAGAUAAAGAAAGAGUCCUAAAAGGUCGAACAGCUCUUGAGGUUUAUUUUGAUUAUAUGAGAAGCUUCCGAAUGGAGUUUGAUGACCUUUUUGUAGAUGGUGCCAUCUCUGUGAUAGAGAUUGGGCUAGGUGCUUCUGGAGAAUUAAGAUAUCCCUCAUAUCCAGAAAGACAUGGAUGGAAGUAUCCAGGGAUUGGUGAGUUCCAGUGUUAUGAUAAGUAUUUGCAGAAAAGCUUGAGAAAAGCGGCUGAAGCACGUGGACAUUCUUUCUGGGCCAGAGGACCUGACAAUGCUGGUUUCUAUAAUUCUCAACCUCUUGACACAGACUUUUUUUGUGAUGGAGGAGAUUAUGAUAGCUACUAUGGACGCUUCUUUCUGCGUUGGUAUUCACAAGUGUUAAUAGAGCAUUGUGAUCGUGUUCUUUCUUUUGCAAACUUUGCAUUUGAGGGCACCCAAAUAGCUGUUAAGGUUUCAGGAGUUCACUUGUGGUAUAAAACUGCCAGUCAUGCUGCAGAACUCACAGCAGGCUUCUACAAUUCAUCCAAUAUGGAUGGUUAUGCCCCUAUUUGCCAACUUCUUAAGAAACAUGAUGCUACAUUUAACUUCACCUCUGUUGAGUUGCCCAAUUUGGAUCGUGAUGAGGGGCUCCUGGAUGCAAUGGAAGAUUCACAAGGCCUUGUAUGGCAGGUCUUAAAUGCAUCUUGGGAUGCUGGCAUACGUGUUGCAAGUGUCAAUGCCCUUCCAUGCUAUGAUAGAGACAGCUACAAUAGGAUUCUUGAGAAUGCAAAGCCAAGGAAUGAUCCCGACAGACGGCACUUAGUUACUUUCACAUACCUAAGGCUCGGCCCUACUUUAAUGGAGAGAACAUACUUUUCUGAAUUUGAUCGCUUUGUGAAACGGAUGCAUGGCGAAGCGGUCCUCCACUUUCAACAAGGAUAGUAACAGCAAUAUUUUCUGGCUAAGCUUGAAGGGAUCGUGACAAAUUAUGUUUAUUGAGAGUUAAUUUUCUUGUUAAUAACUAGAAAUUUUCCUCAAGCUUCUUGAUUUGGCCGCAUCUUUCACAACAAAAUCAAAUGAAUACCAGAGAAAACACGGGCAGUCAAUAAUUCAUUCUUUAAUCAUUAAGUUGAAGUUGUCCACAAUUGGACAAAGAAAACUUUUUGAAAUUUCCUGUUUCUUAUUGCAUUGGCUACUUUCUUUAUACAAUCCCAACAUGCUCAAAAUUUUGUGGCCAAGAUGACAGUUGUGAAAGGAUAAAUGAGCAGAUAAUGAGCCUUGGGAAUUUAUGCUCUUGGUUGUGCUUGUUGGAGUAAUUGCAAGAGAACAUGUCAACAUUUUCUCUUGAAAAGGGUAUAAAAAGUGCUACUUUAAUGGUUGGGAGAGGUAAUGUCUUUUCUAACAAAAGGAAUCUAUAUUGGUAUUAAUCCAUAGACAAAAUAUUCUCAAGUUAAACUUUUAUUUUUGUAGAAUCUGUACCUCUCGGUGAUGUCAGUACUGGAGAGACAUAAGAUGCUAAUACAUCAUUGCAGGGAAAUGUACAAGAUACUUUCAAACAAAAGACGUCCAUGUCUGCAGUAUAUUUAGAUGGAGAACUUCUCAAGACAUUCACAUAACCAAGUAUAGUGUGAAGAGAAAAAUGUAACCCUUAUAUAGAUUGUUUGAUCUUUGUUUUAUAUAUGGCCUCGAUGUAUUAUUUGUAAUAAUGAACUUUGAUGUUAAUAACAAUGUUGCAGCCUUCAAAUGUCUACUCUAGUUUAAACUAGCAGUAGCACAUGGUGGUGAAAAUAAAGGAGAAAAUAGCAUAAUGCAUGAAAUUUCUUGUGGAGGGAAUUUUAAUAUUU